Molecule: messenger RNA, 8278 nt
Organism: Schistosoma haematobium
Lineage: Eukaryota; Metazoa; Platyhelminthes; Trematoda; Strigeidida; Schistosomatidae
Exons: 5
Coding region: 1692-2024 (110 amino acids)
Biological process (GO): post-chaperonin tubulin folding pathway; tubulin complex assembly
Cellular component (GO): microtubule cytoskeleton; cytosol
Molecular function (GO): beta-tubulin binding
Source: RefSeq, a predicted model, not a curated record
GGCAAAUGAAAUAGCAUUCCAAAUGAACCGAGCUACUCUCCCUCCUUUACGCUUCUGGAUUCUGUCAGCUCUUAAACCCUCAAAAUGAAGUUCCAUACUAUCUAUAGGCUGCCUCAGCCAAGUUUCUGUGACUGUGAUUAUAUAUGGCUUUGUAGAGUCAGUCUGUACGCAUAGUUUCAACCAAUUAUUGAGCAAGCUUCGGGCAUUAGUGCAAAAGAUCCGAAGCCUAUUUAUCUGGCUUCGUGAUGCACCCAGAGUGGCGUUGGCAUCAUUCUCUGUCAAAGAACCAUAACCCGAAAAUCUACUAUUUUUAGAUCAUUCUCACCAGCGUCUAACAUAGGUUGUAGUUUGUUUUCGGCUUCCCUUCGUUUUAACACGGUCUACUGGCAUCAAGUCUUUACGGAAAAAACUCCUUAACCCUUUAAUUUAUAUCCAUUCUGUAAAAUGAAGUCCCGUUUAUUCGAAGAUUUGAAUACUACUUUAAGCAGUCUGGAUUGAUUAGGCUUCAAGUUCUCUGGGCUACCUAGUUUGUACACCUUUAGCAAGGUGACUCCGCAGAUAUUUUGAGGCAUGAGUUGAUGUAGUAUCUGUUUUAUCAACCCAAAAUUAUGCCAAAAAUGAGUUUUAGGUUCAAAGCUUUCACUUUCCUUGAUUCUAUGAAAAAUAACUGACCUGACACUGAUAAGCUUUCCGUUUUUCGACUACUUUUUUGUGGGGAGGGGAUAGGAUUUUAUUUUAUACCAUUAUGUUGUUUCCUGCUUACAACCUGUACCCAUUCGUCAACUAUGGUUGGAGUAGCAACCAUGUUCGUGCCAAACAUACUGUGGGAUUCCGGCGGGUUAUCAACGAUUUGAAAUCAGGUCGUGUUUACCGCUAGAAACCGAUCGAGCCUUGCGAUGGCUUUCGUGCUGGGUACCGUCUAGAGGAUGUGGGACAGGAAACUUCCUUUUUUGAGUUUUUAAUUAAGACAUACCGCUUUGAAGACAGCCUUUCCUCCCUUGAUCGAUGUGAGUCAGCUAUUUCCGACCUCACUUGAGGUGGCUUCAAAUCAAUUUGUGUGUCGGUAGAGUGAGUGCUGUCCGAUGUGUCCCUACCACGCUUGCCAAAACACUUAUUUGCGGCAUUUAUCAUUGAGAUGGCCUCGGUUAGCAAGUUGUUUGAGCCCAAACUGCACUACUGACAAAGCCAUAUUUAACCGUUUUCACUAAACAGUUUUAUGGCCGCAGGCGUCAAGUUCGUGCAAACUUCGAGAUACCAGCCGUUGUACUCAUCACACUGCAUGCCGCUUUCAACCGUAUAUCAACUGCUCGGACGUCGGUAAUUGCUUUUCUUCCACUGUCGAGUCAUUGAACAGAGGUUGUCCGAAGAAACUAGAUACAAUAGUACCCAGAGACAAAAGUGAUCUAUGAUCAAAAAGGUGAAAAACUGUAAACUGUUAGGACAUAAAAUACUAACAAAUGCAAUAGAAAACAAACUACUUAUAAGUACCGAUAAUAAACGAAAUUAGAAACAAAAACGAUAUUUUUAUCGUAUAAUUUGAAUAAAAUAAAUUCAAUUAAAGUAUGAACAGUAGUCUCGAUACAUAAUAAACGAUCAAUACAAUGAAAUUCACUCAGGAAAAAUUCCACUGUCCUUUUAAAUAGUGCGCCAACGGUCGGACCCAGUUUGAAUUUUUUCUGUCCUGGACGGUUAUGACAGAUAAGCGGCUUCGAACAUUAAAUAUCAACACUAAUGUAGUCAAACGGAUUCUGAAGGAAAAGACUAGGUACGAAGAAGAAGUUGUUAAAUGUACGGAGAUUUAUAACAAUAAGAUUGCCGCACAAGCUGAAGAGCAUGAUAUUAAAAUGGCGAGAGCAAUUUUAGACGAAUCCAAAAUGAUGAUUCCAGACUGCCAAUUCAGACUUGCCAAAGCUAUUAAGGAACUGGAAAGUGCUACUGAAGAGUGUGAAGAAGAAUUCAAAGACACAGAAGAAUUCAAACAGGCGAAAUGCCUAUUGCAAGAAUGCUUGAAUACAAGUUCAUAAAAAUGAGUGUGAUUCAUUGUAUUAUAUAGUGCUGUACAUUAAGAAUAGGGUUACUUCUCAUUCCAAUUCGUUUUAUUAACAAUUUAUGGAAAAGCAAUCAAUUAUUAAGUGUGUUAAAUAUUUUCCUUCUUGUUUUUUUAACUGAAGGGUAGUGGAAAUCAUCCUCUUCCUCUCAACAUGUCUCUCACUCGCUCAACUCCCUACAGAUUGGAAAGACGCUGUGAUCAGUCCUAUGUUUAAAGAUGAUCAGAGACAUAUCGUAACUAACUGCCGGCCUGUCAGUCUAACCAGCAUAUUCGUUAUUCGGGUUAAGUUACUAAGUCACAGAUUCGCACAAUCUGUUAACUCCCGAGCAACAUGGGUUUCGUAACAAGCGUUCAUGCUUGACUAACUUAUUGCGAGAGAGGAUUAGACAGCAGCCCUAGAUAACGGUCUGUCUCAACGUGACACCCAUAGACUUUAGCAAAGCAUUUGACAAUGUUUCACACUUAGGUCUUAUGCAGAAACUCUCGAGCUUCGGAAUAACAAGUGCUGUACAGGAAUGGAUAGGAAACUUCUUAUGUGACCACAGACAGAGAGUGAGGGUCUAUAGGAUGAUAUCCAAAUGGAAGCCAGUCAGAAGUUGUGUACCCCAAGGCACCAUCUUAGGCCCUCUACUUUUCCUUGUCUACGUUAAUGAAUUGCUGCUAUUGCUUAAGUCGUCGACAUUAUUGCUUGCGUAUGAUGUCGAAAUCUGUAGGACAAUAAGAAGUGAGGCUGAUCAUUUCGAUCUCCAAGCUGACUUAGAUGAAUUAGUUAGAUGGGCUCGAGGUUGGGGUUUAGAAGUUAAUUGUAGGAGUAGUGUGCUCAUGCACAUCGGACACGGUAACUUACCAGUAUACUGUAACAGUACAUUUUUUCUGAGUUCAGGAACAUAAAGACUUAUGAGUAAUAAGCAGUCACAACGUGAGGACAACUAUGCAUUGCGGCGCAGCUGCUGUGAAAGUGUUCCGUGGGUUAUGGUCACUUCGCCGAGAAUUCAAAUGCUUUGAUGAUAUGCUUCGAAUUUUAUAUCCCACCUAUGUAAGAGUACUGUAUCCAAACAGCUAGCCCAUGAACUGAUAACAGAUACCAACUCAGUUCAGCGUGUGGAAACAAAAUUGGUGAAGGGUAUCUCUAGACUCCCUUACGAUAAACGCCUAAACCUUCUCUUGUCUUAUCGUAGGACGAGAGGUCGCCUUACACUGGCAUUUCGUCUUGUUUAUUGUGAUUUCGGUGUUAAUCUGAUCUUUUCGCUCCCCCCAGCGCUAAUAAUCUUUGAGGUCAUAGCAAGAAGGUUCAUAAACCGCGAUCUAAUAAACUUAUAGUGGGGCCCCGUUUUUCUCAUCGGGUAAUCAAUGAUUGGAAGACCUUACCCGGACAGGUGGUAUGAGACCCAUCACUGACUAUUUUCGAGGGGAAGCUGGACAUUCACUGGAAGUCAGUGUGUCAGGAUCCGCACAGGUUCACCAACUUGUUACCGAAGACAGGUGUAUGUGCACGCUAAUACACAUUCAGUUAGUUUGUAAAAUAUAAGCAUAUGCCCCAAUACUAAGUACAGAUGCGGAUUUGUGUAGUAAGGACAGAAAGCCUAUGUUAUUCCUAUUCUAGUAUGAUUCUGUGUCCAGUCUUCUCUUGAAUGAAUCAAUUGAAGUUGAGGACAUCACUGCUUCGGAUAACAGGUUCCAAGUAUCGAUGACUCAGUGUGGAAACCUGUAUGCCACUGGUGUUUUGUUCGUUCUUGUUUUUCUACUCUACUGCAAUGUCCCGAUCCAGUGGGAGAAAAAGAGAAUAUGUUAGGUCCAAAAUCAUUUAUCGGUAUUCUGUAUAUCAGAAUUAGAUCUCCCUUUAGUCUGUGAUAGCACAGAGUAAAGAGGUCCAGCUUUUAAAGCCACUCUUGGUGUGGUAAACCGCGUAGUUCUGGAAUUGCACCCAUGUAUUGGUUUGACAUCCGUGUCUUCGAUGGAGUUUACUUCCCGUCAAGAACCAAGUUGCUAGUCGGAUUCCUGUCAAAUGAUUUAUUCCGACCCGUUGUUGUGCCCCUUAUGCUUCAUUUCGUGAUAGGACUCUGUAGCGAUUUUACCAACGGUAGUGAGUGCAACCUGCUUAAAUGGAAACCUAAUAGUAUCCUGCAUAACUGGUAUAAAUUGGAAGAACCGAGAGCCGGCAAUUGAGACCUUUUGGUUCUUCGAUACUACAAUAGCCCAGACUUCGGUGUUGCUCCAGUAAAGUCUAGUGACGUCGCAUAGAUCUCGCUCUAAACUGUGAGUUCCCCACCCUAAUUCAUACUAUGCUUCUUUAGCACUUCUCAAAGUCAAGUCCUCAUAAAAUACUACACAUGCAAUACACCAGUUUACGAUUUCUGCACGGGGGUAUAUUUGUGUAUGAUCACAACUCAGUGAUUCAUGUUCAGAUCCUCGAUAUUUCGCAAUAGUAGGUACAUAUUCUGGAAAUUGUCACCAGGCAUUCUUUGCGGGUUUAUUCGGUCAGCUAUAUGUAUCUGUUCAUAAUAAAAGAUUGACGACAUUGGAUUCGUAAACUCGUAAAUAGCGAGCGAUUUCUAAUAGUUUCCAGAUAAAAAACAGCUAUGUGGGCCUAUAUGCGUUCUAUACACUUGUACAAAGUAAAUACUUAGGUUUGUAGAUUAUAGUUGUAAUCACUUUCUCGACCUUAAGGAGGCAUUUGACUCAGUUGAUCGUAAGGUUCUAUGGCAGUGUUUGUCACUGAAAGAAGUACAUUGACCUUAUACAGGAUCUCUACUCGAACAGGAGUGGCCGAGUGGGAACUUAUGGCGAACCGUCGUCAGAAUUGCUUACCUCGAGUGGUGUUCGUCGAGGCUGUUUACUGUCUCCAUUCUUGUCUAAUUUUGGCAUUGACGUGCUUUUAGAGAUAACAGUUUCCUCAUCUAAAUUUCCAGGUGUUGAACUUCUGCUGGGAGAUUCACUUGUUGACUUAGAAUAUGCCGAUGACAUAGUUUUAUUUGGUGAAGACGCUGACAAAAUGCAGAGAUUUCUGACCAACAUAAGCAACUUAUUCACCACAGAACUGUCAGUUACCAUGGCAAGAAACUUCCUAAAAUAAUUAGGAGAUGCACUUAGGUUACUCACGUGCAACUGUAGCGUGUGUUGAACCUUGGUAUGCUGAAAUGAGACGUCAAUCACUUCAACAUCUAUGUCUCACGUAAAUAAUGAGUUUCAUGGCACACCAAUAUUCAGCCUUCUUUAGUAUCUUUAAUUGGAUUAGAAAUAAACCAUUUCUUGAUAUCUCUGUAGCUCUCGACCUAGGUGCAUAUUUCGGAGCUGACUGUUGUGUAAUGUCAUCCUAGGACGUGAUUAUAUUGUCUGUAUUGAAAAUGGGGAAUACGAUUGUGAAACUCCUAUUAUAUACAACAGUUCCUAUUAGAAGUCAUAUUAAGGUAUAAGGUGAGUCCUUGCAUAUGCAGAAUAAUGGUUACGGUCACUACUUGCUUACACCUUUCACUCGUCGAGUAGCAUAAGCCGUCCAUCAAGAAUCUCCAUAGAACUGUGUACUGAGUAGUCCUUCCCAGUUAUUUUCAACUGCUAUUAAUUUCUGAUGUGUCUUUAGUUCCCGAAACCAUGUUUUCAUUGGUCUCUCUUCUCUCCUUUUCCCUUUAGGAUACCAAGUUAGCACUAGCAUCGCAAUGCAGUUUGACCACGAGUCCCUAACCAAGGAUUUCGAGGACCACGUUAUAGUCCUGUGUGUAUGUGAGUAAAUGUGGUGGUAUUCGUCUGCUAAAGCCACUCUGGGAUACGUAGAUUCGAUAAGUCAUACUUAGUAUUGAAGCGAUUUCAACUAACAGCAUUUCUUGUUAAGCGAACAAUUGUUUUCAAUUAGAUCGUCAUCAGGCUUUACUCUAAUAUACAUGAAUAUUUAUACGAAAAUUUUUAAACUAAUCAAGGCAAUAUGAGUCAAUAAUCACAAUGAAAUAGAAUAAGUCACUACACAUAAUAGGUAAAAGUACAAGUUGAUAGUACGAAAACAGGUGAACAGAUAGUGGUAAGAAUAAUAAACUACAAUAACAAAGCUCUUAUCAAUAGUUAAUCGUUGGAAAUAGAAGGUCAAAUAAACAUGGUUAAAUAGACUAGGAAUAGUAAUCAAAAAACAUUCAUUAAGAAAUACAUGCAGGAUAUAAUAAAGAAGUCGGAGAUUUCGACUGUUCGUAAGAAACCUUUAUACAUGAAAGUGCAAUUCAACGGGGAUGUGGCUAGUGACACUCUGAAAUAUAGGUUAACCAAAGUAAUCACCAAGACAUUCUACGCAGCCAAUCUUGCGUUGACCUUCUCUUGUCGACCAGCGAUGUCUACUCAAACGAAGGAUAAGUUACCUGAGUUGGCCUCUUCCAUGUGCAUUUACAAAUUCAGCUGCUCCUGUGGACAUAGCUAUAUAGGGCGUACUACCAGGCAACUUAACCAACGAAUGAGUGAACAUCUACCAACUUGGUACAUAAAGGGUCAGAGAAAAACUAUUCGCAGUUCUAUACUAGCACAUCUUAUUGAUAGCGGUCAUGCAGUAGAUAAAUUGAAAUCAUUUCGAGUUAUCUAUCGUAUACCUCCAUCAUUUCCCGACGGAGUCCGUUCCCGUCUCCUAUAUAUAGCUGAAGCCAUUAGAAUUCGUACAUAUAACCCCAAUCUAUGUGUACAGAAGAAAUACGUGACUCCCCUAUCCCUUCCAUGGCCAGUUAUAACUUAACUAGCAAUUUUUAUUUUAUUUUUUAUUUUAAAUUUUAGUAUUAUCAUUAUUUAUUUAUUUUAUUCUAUCUGUGUUAUUGUUAACCUUAUUUCCACAUCCAUUAUUUGUUUGUCAUUAUCCGCCUCUUUGUAUUCUUCACUAUCUAAUUAUUUACACACAUCUUAUUACGUAAUGAUUUUUAAUGUUUUGUGAUUACUAUUCCUAGUCUGUUUACCCAUGUUUAUUUGACCUUCUAUUUCCAACGAUUAACUAUUGAUAAGAGCUUUGUUAUUGUAGUUUAUUAUUCUUACCACUAUCUGUUCACCUGUUUUCGUACUAUCAACUUGUACUUUUACCUAUUAUGUAUAGUGGUAAGAAUAAUAAACUACAAUAACAAAGCUCUUAUCAAUAGUUAAUCGUUGGAAAUAGAAGGUCAAAUAAACAUGGGUAAACAGACUAGGAAUAGUAAUCACAAAACAUUAAAAAUCAUUACGUAAUAAGAUGUGUGUAAAUAAUUAGAUAGUGAAGAAUACAAAGAGGCGGAUAAUGACAAACAAAUAAUGGAUGUGGAAAUAAGGUUAACAAUAACACAGAAUAAAAUAAAUAAAUAAUGAUAAUAAUAAAAUUUAAAAUAAAAAUUGUUAGUUAAGUUAUAACUGGCCAUGGAAGGGAUAGGGGAGUCACGUAUUUCUUCUGUACACAUAGAUUGGGGUUAUAUGUACGAAUUCUAAUGGCUUCAGCUAUAUAUAGGAGACGGGAACGGACUCCGUCGGGAAAUGAUGGAGGUAUACGAUAGAUAACUCGAAAUGAUUUCAAUUUAUCUACUGCAUGACCGCUAUCAAUAAGAUGUGCUAGUAUAGAACUGCGAAUAGUUUUUCUCUGACCCUUUAUGUACCAAGUUGGUAGAUGUUCACUCAUUCGUUGGUUAAGUUGCCUGGUAGUACGCCCUAUAUAGCUAUGUCCACAGGAGCAGCUGAAUUUGUAAAUGCACAUGGAAGAGGCCAACUCAGGUAACUUAUCCUUCGUUUGAGUAGACAUCGCUGGUCGACAAGAGAAGGUCAACGCAAGAUUGGCUGCGUAGAAUGUCUUGGUGAUUACUUUGGUUAACCUAUAUUUCAGAGUGUCACUAGCCACAUCCCCGUUGAAUUGCACUUUCAUGUAUAAAGGUUUCUUACGAACAGUCGAAAUCUCCGACUUCUUUAUUAUAUCCUGCAUGUAUUUCUUAAUGAACGCGCUGGGGUAGCCGAUCUCGGUCAGUGAGUUGUUGAGAAAUUCAAGCUCCUGACUUAGAGUGUCUACUGUACAGAUCCUUUUUGCUCUGCUCGUGAGACAUCUGACCAAAUUUCUCUUGUAACGGAUGGGUGUGAAACUGCAGAAGUGAGUAUAUUGUUAUUGUAGUUUAUUAUUCUUACCACUAUCUGUUCACCUGUUUUCGUACUAUCAACUUGUACUUUUACCUAUUAUGUGUAGUGACUUAUUCUAUUUCAUUGUGAUUAUUGACUCAUAUUGCCUUGAUUGGUUUAAAAAUUUUCGUAUAAAUAUUCAUG